Molecule: messenger RNA, 4597 nt
Organism: Petromyzon marinus (sea lamprey)
Lineage: Eukaryota; Metazoa; Chordata; Hyperoartia; Petromyzontiformes; Petromyzontidae
Gene: WASHC4
Product: WASH complex subunit 4
Biological process (GO): endosome organization; endosomal transport
Cellular component (GO): WASH complex; endosome
Source: RefSeq, a predicted model, not a curated record
GGGCGUCACGUGGGUCGGGGGGGGGGCGUCACGUGCUGCUGCUGCGGCGGCGAUGGCGGCUGAGGGUUGGGAGUUUGACCGCUUCGAUGACGGCUCCGUCAAGGUGCUCGGGGAGGUACAAGUAAAGAAGUUUGGCCGCUUCCUCGAGGACUAUGUGUCGCAGCUGAAGGGGAUAGAGGAUGCCCUGGAUGACUCCAUCGGUGACUCUUGGGACUUCACACUCGACCCAGUCGCCUUGCAGCUUCUUCCAUAUGAACAAGCAUCACUGUUGGAACUUAUAAAGACUGACAACAAGGUUUUGAAUAAAGUUAUCACAGUAUUUGCAGCCAUUUGCUGCGAGAUUAACAAGUUGAGGCAUGAGGCAGAAACAACAUUCUACAAUGGACUUCUGUUCUAUGGAGAGGGUUGCCCCGAGGGUGGCAUGGAAGAAGGAGAUGCACAAAUCCAAAUGGGACGGAUGAUAGCUUUCCUGCAGGAGCUGUCCUGCUUUGUGAAUCGCUGCUACGAGGUGGUUAUGAACGUCGUGCACCAGAUGGCAUCGUUGUACUCCUACAGCAAAACCGCACCGAAAAUAAUCAACGUAUCAUCAGUACACUUUCAGACUGUGUAUGAACACCUUGGGGAUCUCCUGAUGGUGCUCGUCACAUUGGAUGAAAUAAUUGAAAAUCAGUCAACCUUGAAGGAUCACUGGACAAUGUACAAAAGGCUGCUCAAGUCCGUGCAUCACAACUCGAGCCGCUUUGAGGUGCAUGUGGACAAGCUGCGGCCGCUGGAGAAGCUGCUCAUGAAGUUGGAGGCACAGCUCCUGGACGGCCUGAUCCUGCAGAACUGCAUCGAGCAGCCCUUCGACAAUGGGACAGUUCUUGUCUCAAAAAACAGUGCCUUCGCUGAGGAAUUCACCCAGAACAUUCGGAACAUGUUCGCCGCAUUGGAGUCGAAGCUUGGUGAGCCCAAUGAGAUCGAUCCGAGGGAGAGGUACGUCGGCACCUGCUGCCUGUUUGUCCUCAACUUCCAGAUCUUCAGGACUGUGGACAAGAAGUUUUUCCGGUCCCUGCUGGAUGUCUACAAGAAGAUGCCAGCAGUGACGCUGGUGGCAAACGUGGUGUGGUUUGCGGACAAAUUUCUGCUUCUGCGUGUACAACCGGCUGAUAAACAGUUGGUGGAGAAAAAAACUCUGCAGGCGGUGCCAGUGCAGAGAGAUGCACACCUGCAGCAGAAGGCUCAGACUCUGCCCAAAGACGUGCAGUCCUACUACUUGAUCGUGAGUGCCUGGAUGACAAAGAUGGAAUCGGUCAUGAGCAAAGGACAAGUCUCCAGUGAUCUGACGAACCGCUGUUCUCUCUUCAUCCAGGGGAUUCUCUAUGCGUUCAACCUGAGCAACAUCGUGCGAACCACCAUGAAUCUGCAUGCCACGCUGCAGAAGCCCAUGACGAAAACCACUGUGAAGGCUCUGUGUCGGCUUGUGGAGCUCCUGAAGGCCAUAGAGUUCACCUUUCACCGGCGGACAAUGAUGGUGGCUGAGUGCGUGUCGCAUAUAACCCAACACCUGCAGUACCAAGCCCUCACUGCCAUUGCGUCUGCUAAGAAACGCGUCGUCUCGGACAAGAAGUACAGCGAGCGCCGUCUAGACGUCCUGUCGGCGCUCGUCCUUGCAGAAAAUGCCCUCAAUGGCCCGGGCACCAAGGAGCGACGCCUCAUCACUGCGCUGGCUCUGAGCAUUGGCACACAGAUGAAAAUUUUCCGGGAAGAUGAGCUGUUGUCCCUGCAGCUUGUGAUGAAAAAACUGGAUUUGAUCAGUGAUCUGCGGGAGAGGCUUCAUUCACUCUGCGACUGCAGCUUCCUGUACUGGCACAGAAGUGUGAUUCCUAUCUAUCUGGACGACGUGUUUGAUGGCGCGAGUGAUUCAUCGCGUAUGCACUACAUGUUUGCAGCUCUGAGAGACUGCGUACCGCCCAUGACGUACAUCCGUCACCUGGACUCCCCCCAGCCGCUCCUGGACGCCUUCAACAAGGAGAUCACCCAAGUCUUCAAGGAGCACUUGCUGGACAAGCUGUGCAAGGAAAUAGAGAAGGACCUCCGACUGUCCGUGCAUACACACCUCAAACUGGACGACCGCAACCCCUUCAAGGUGGGAAUGAAGGACCUGGUGCCCUUCCUGGACAUCAGGCCCGUGCGCUUCUUUAACCACUUCAUCAACAUCAAAGCGUACGUGACGCACUACCUGGACAAGACAUUCUACAACCUCAACACAGUGGCGCUGCAUGACUGGGCCACCUAUAGCAAGAUGCGCAAUUUGGCCACGCAGCGCUACGGUCUGGAUAUGGCUGAACCACACCUCCCCAGCCAAACAUUGGAACAGGGACUCGAUGUUCUGGAGAUCAUGCGAAACAUUCACAUCUUUGUGUCCAAGUAUCUCUACAACCUCAACAAUCAGAUUUUCAUUGAGCGAUCCAGCAACAACAAGCACCUGAAUACAAUCAACAUCCGGCACAUUGCCAACUCCAUCCGAACCCACGGCACGGGCAUCAUGAAUACUACGGUGAACUUCACGUACCAGUUCUUGAGGAAGAAGUUCUUCAUUUUCAGCCAGUUCAUGUACGACGAGCACAUCAAGUCGCGGCUUAUCAAGGACAUUCGUUUCUUUAAGGAGACCAAGGACCAGAGCAACCCAAAGUACCCGUUUGAACGUGCGGACAAGUUCAACCGCGGCAUUCGCAAGCUUGGAGUGAGCUCGGAUGGACAGAGCUACCUGGACCAGUUCCGGCAGCUCAUCAGUCAGAUCGGGAAUGCCAUGGGCUACGUGCGUAUGAUCCGGUCUGGAGGACUCCACUGCUGCAGCAAUGCGAUCAGAUUUGUUCCUGACCUUGAGGACAUUGUGAACUUUGAGGAAUUGGUGAAAGAAGAUGGCCUUUCAGCGGAGGCCAUAGCAGCUGCCAAGCACCUAGAUGCAGUUCUGGGAACCCUGACAAGGAACUUUGCAGAGGGAACUGAGUACUUUAAGAUGUUGGUGGAUGUCUUUGCUCCCGAGUUCCGCAGCUCCAAGAAUAUGCAUCUCCGAAAUUUCUAUAUCAUCGUCCCUCCACUGACACUAAACUUUGUGGAGCAUUCCAUCAGCUGCAAGGACAAGCUGAACAAGAAAAAUAAAGUGGGUGCUGCCUUCACCGAUGAUGGCUUUGCUAUGGGUGUGGCGUACAUCCUGAAGCUGCUGGAUCAGUACCAGGAGUUGGACUCGCUGCACUGGUUCCAGUCGGUGCGUGAGAAGUACCAGCGUGAGAAGCAGGCAGCAUCGAAGCAGCAGAAAUCGACCACCGGCUCUCAGGAUGAGAAGCUCAUGCAGACCAUGAACCUCACCCAGAAGCGUCUCGACGUGUACAUGCAGGAGUUUGACUUGCUCUACUACUCCCUGAGCAGCGCGAGAAUUUUCUUCCGAGCUGACAAAACGGCAGCCGAAGAGAGCCAGGAGAAGAAGGAUGACGAAGCCAUUAAGAAUGGUGCUGGUGACAGUGUUCCAACGUCUGCGGCUACCACCGGUGAGGUGGUACCCACUGCUGCACGUCUUACCUCAAUGGGGCCUGCAGUACCAGGUGGCCCACCGCCACCGCCACCACUUCCUCCAAUGUGAAGUUCUUCCCACUCGACGAUAGCUUUCACACCUCCAAUUAGCACUUUUGGCUACGUACGGUGCGGAAGAAGUCCCAAGAAAAUACAUAAAUACAUGCUGCCCAGACACCAUAUAUAUUUUAAAUUCUUGACUGGAUCUGUACACAAAGGUAUAAGUAUAAUUAAAAUUGAUUUGGCACCCAAAUGUUAUGAGCAUCUCAAUUUGCUUUACAGGGCAUGUUGAAUAAACAACACAGAGACAGAAUACAUUCUCAUGCAAAAUUGUAACUAACAACUAUUCGAAAAACCCUUUCCAUUAAGGCACAUUUUUUAUUGUUAAUAUUUUUUUCUCUCUUUCUGCUGCCAGGCAGUUGCGAUUACAGUAUUCAAAUGUUGAGAUUUCACAUCCGACUUAGGGGCUUGAAUGAGCUCAUUCUCCCUCUGCAAUCAAUAAAAUUAAUUAUUUCUUUAAAAGUGAGCACACCGUAUUGCUCGUUUGGUCAGGGAGACACAAUGACCUUCCUCUUUUGAACACAUUUUUCCGCCAUUGAGAGUUCUUCACCAAUUGAUGCACUUUCCAUUUUAUAAUCGAAUCUGCUGAAAGCAGUGCUGCAUAUUGGUUUUUGCUGACAUUUGAAUACAUGCAGUACUACCCUGUGUGCUCAACAGUGCUAUUGUAUUCAUUUUCCUUUUUUCCAUGUGCAUGACACGUGUGCAAUUCUCGCUUAUAAAUUAGCAUAAACCAAUGUCACACAACGGUUGUAUAUUUAACAUUGAAUUAUGCGUGACUUGAUUAGCUGUUUUGUGGUCGUUGUGGCUUUAGGAUAAAAGGGUGAUUUAAACCAAAUAUGAGCCUAUACAUUUAUUAAUCCCUGUACAAUAAUAGUGCAACGAUACACCUAUAAUAUUCAAAUGUUUGCAUUUAUGAUUCGAAAUAAUGCUUGGCAAGUUGAUCUCAAUGUUAAAGUGUAUGGAUAAUAAAAGUAUAAAAAGGUAA